UGAAUGAAUAACGCCAUCUUGUUUUCCCCCGGAGUGGUUGUAGAUUGUAAAGGUGGAGUGCAAUUGAUUUUACUUUGACUGUCCGUGUUGUCGAAGAACCGAAAAAAAAUUUAUUUUUAUUCUUAGUUGUUCGUAGAAUUUCUCAUAAGAUUGUUAUAAUUUCUCAAAUAGUACAGGAUGCAAGCUAUAAAGUGUGUUGUUGUGGGCGACGGAGCAGUAGGUAAAACCUGCUUGUUGAUCAGCUAUACAACAAAUGCAUUUCCUGGGGAAUAUAUACCUACAGUAUUCGAUAACUAUUCCGCCAAUGUUAUGGUAGAUGGCAAACCUAUUAAUCUAGGUUUAUGGGAUACAGCUGGUCAAGAAGAUUAUGAUAGACUUAGGCCUUUAUCUUAUCCUCAGACGGAUGUAUUCCUUAUCUGCUUUUCACUUGUAAAUCCAGCGUCAUUUGAAAACGUCAGAGCAAAGUGGUAUCCAGAGGUUAGUCACCACUGUCCCAACACCCCCAUCAUUUUGGUGGGCACAAAGCUUGACCUGCGAGAAGAUAAGGAAACUAUUGAGAAACUAAAAGAACGCAAAUUGGCUCCCAUCACUUAUCCACAGGGUCUGGCCAUGGCCAAAGAGAUUGGGGCUGUCAAGUAUCUCGAGUGCUCCGCCCUCACCCAGAAGGGUCUCAAGAAUGUCUUCGAUGAGGCCAUCCGCGCAGUGCUUUGUCCGCAGCCCAAGCCCAAGAAAAGGAGACACUGCCGGCUGCUCUAGCAAUCUACAAUUUGUUGUAUAUUUACAUAUAUUUUCUGUAGAGAACUAAUGCACGCUUUGAUAUAUAAAACAAAAAAAUGAAAGGAAUUGGGAGUAAGAGAAAGUUGCCCACUUUGGUGCUUUUUUUUUAAAUCAUCAAAUGUAUUAUUAAUUGCCUAAUGAUUAAUGUCUCUUGCGAGUUGAUACCAUAAUUUUACAGGUCUAAAUUCAAUGGAAAGUAUAUGCCUUCAUUAUGUGACCUCUUUUUCUAAAAUAUUGUUUCUUUUUAAAUGAAAUAUUCUCUGCAUUUGUUCCAGUUUUUUUUUAUUUAAUUAAUAAGAUUUACUUUAUUAUUGUUGUAGAGGAAAAGAAGCUUCUAGCUAUUUUAAUUGUCUUUUCCAAUAUUUUAACCUUUUUUCAUUUUAUUUUUAAUUUGUAUAUUAGAUUGGUCCACAUGAAAAGGAGACUGGUUAUAUCUAGAGAAUAUUUUAAUGACUAUCCAUAUUUAACAUGACAUGCACACAUAAUUGCCAUUGACAAAUUAAUCACACACAUACAUGGUGUGUGAUUGAUUGCUUUGUGUAAAAAUUCCUAAAAUAUCCGGGUUUCUGUGUUAUCCUUUCCUUUAUUUCACAGGUGAUCUUAAGGAGCUUACAUGGGAAAAUAUUGGUUUCCUACAGAGAAUGUUUGAGAUCUUUCUAUCAAAAUUUUGUUAGGAAUCAUGUCCUUUUUCUCCACAUAUGGUUCAAAGCAGCAUUAUUCAACUCGAGAAUGGUUUCUUUUUUUAGUCCAAAAAGAUUAGCAUCACUUUUGCAGUUUCCUUGGGAGAGUGAUCUCGGCAAUACUGAGCUAUGAUGCUGUCAUUCCGAGUAUUACUAGUAAACACAUCAAUCUACUCAAUUAGCAAAACAGUGUUUAUGGCAACAGUCUCCUUAUCAUUGAAAGACCACUGAUAUACUUCUCCUUAUUUUUCAUUUUGUAUCAUAAGCUUUCUAUUAACUGUAGUUGAAGAUUUCUUUUUGUAUGAUUAUAAAUUGGCAAUUUUCAUGAAAAGACACUUGUUAUGGCUAGUUGUUAAGGCUGUUACACUAAAUUGAGAGAGUGUCAUUAGUUAUUUGUUUGUAAUGACUUUUUACUAUGUCUGCAAUGAGUUUUUAAAUAGAGUAUCUAUUGCGAAUUGUAUCUCAAAUGAAGAAUCAAAUUUCUUUCUUUUUUCUAAUUGGUGUUAAAAAAACUGUUUUUCCAUCGAAAUAUAUAGCUAAUUACUUGAGUUCAGUGCUUAAAAAUGCUUUAUUUCUUGUUGAGAAAAAGAAUCUUGUUGUGUUAGUCUCUGCACAUACUGUGUUUAUAUUUUGCAAAAAUGCUUUCAUAUUUUAUUUUUAUGUAUUGUAGGUCUUGUGAGUGUGUAAAUGUGAAUGAUAAAAAAAAAAAAAAAAAAUUAUUAAAUGUACAGUUUGAGAAUGUAGCAUUUGUAUAACUACAAAAUUCUUUUAUAAUCCAUGUUGUAUUGUAAGUUUACUUUGUCAAAGGAUUGCUAUUAAUUAGUACUUCUAAUCUACAAUGUGUUGUUUUUAUGAAUUUAGGUUUUAAUCGCCAGAAAUUUUUUUAAACAGUCCCAAACGUUUUCUAUAGAAUUUAAAAAUUGAUUUCCUUUUCUUGAAAAAUUUUACAAUAACUUCGUUUCUGAAGAUAUUUGCUGGUCAAGGAUAAACUUGAGAAGAAAUUUUUGAAAUUAUAUUAAUUGACAUUUGUCUAUAAUCUUUGAAUCCUUUUGAAAAUUAGUGUUGAAAUGUUUAUUAGAGUUUUAAUAAAUAAACAUAUAUUUCUUGAAUUUACAGCUUCAAUUUUAUUUUUAAAACCUAAUUAAGAAUUAUUCACCUGUAGCGAGCAAGUUUUUUAAUAAUUUUAACAAAGAGUAUUUGGAUGCAAUAAAAAAAUAGUGUAUUGACAUAACUGAAAUCACCAUAGAAUUUAAAAUAAUUGAUAAACAUUACUAUUUGUUAACAUUCUUAAUUUGUUAAUAUUACCCAACAGUUUUGUUCUUCUGCAAGCAAUGAAUUGUAAAUUAUACCUAAAUUUAUACUUUUAAUAUUAUCUUUUAUAUUAACUUUUUCAUACUAUCUAUAAUCAUUAUCUUUUUGUAAUAGUUUUUCUAUUCAAAGCAAUGAAGUCAAUUUAGUACCAAAUAAGCUGUACAGGUUUUGCUUUUUAGAAUUUGUUAAAACAGCAUGACAAUCUUAUUUCUAAAGUAAUUUGUUGCUAUUAAUUGUUAUCAUUUAUAAGAAAAACUCUUUUUAAAAGAAUGUUGACAGAUUUUUUCAUCAAAGCAUAGAAUAAAAUAAUUACAAAUAGCAUUAUUUCUUAUCUUAUAUAUAUAUAUGAUGUAAUAACAUUUAUAGUAUACAGUAAGUAAAAUGUGAUGUAAAAUUCAUUUCUAGCCUUUUUUUUUUAAUGCAUACUUUGUUUUUAAUAUAGCUAGUUUUGGAAACAUUUAAUUUCUAGCUAUGAUGAACAUGGUUAUGUCAAUGCAUUCCAUUCAAAUGUUAUUAAAAUGUAACAAUUUCUUGCCAGAAAUGUUCUGUUUCAGCAAA
Argiope bruennichi is the source of this 3326-nucleotide messenger RNA. Its product is annotated as ras-related C3 botulinum toxin substrate 1. The transcript is spliced from 5 exons. Gene Ontology annotation, molecular function: GTPase activity; protein kinase binding; GTP binding. Gene Ontology annotation, cellular component: cell cortex; plasma membrane; cell projection. NCBI's taxonomy places the organism in Eukaryota, Metazoa, Arthropoda, Arachnida, Araneae, Araneidae. The record is from RefSeq and is a predicted model, not a curated record. Gene Ontology annotation, biological process: small GTPase-mediated signal transduction; establishment or maintenance of cell polarity; actin filament organization. Bases 178 to 756 code for a protein of 192 amino acids.